Molecule: messenger RNA, 966 nt
Organism: Mya arenaria
Lineage: Eukaryota; Metazoa; Mollusca; Bivalvia; Myida; Myidae
Exons: 6
Coding region: 1-966 (321 amino acids)
Biological process (GO): urea transmembrane transport
Cellular component (GO): plasma membrane
Molecular function (GO): urea transmembrane transporter activity
Source: RefSeq, a predicted model, not a curated record
AUGGCGGGCCGAAGAAAAAUGCCAAAACUGGACCGAAUUUACUUAAAAUGCGAUCGUGCGUUGUGUAGGCGGACAGUGAAGCCAGCGUACACGUGUCGCGUGCACGGUAACUUCCGGGAGUACACGGACAUUCUGGGCGCUCUGAAGAACUGGUGCCUGCUGUGGGUAACCCUCGCAAUCAUCCCCAUCACCAUCGCUGUACACACGCUUAAGAUCAACCUGUCAUUGACGUACCUAUCGUUCGGGAUCACAACAAACUCGGCGGUGCUUCCGAUCGUGCUGUCACUAUUCUGGGGCCGCCUCACCGGAAGUGCCAUGGUGUCGGGAGCGGUCGGGGGAUCCGCCAUUGCCGUUAUUCUAUGGCUUGCCCUCGCAAACGUCUAUCCCGGACAGUGGGUUGACAACCUUACGUUAAACACGCCCAGUCUAGCCGGAAACCUGGUCGCGCUCGUGGCGGGUGGACUAAUCACGUGUGUCGUCACGUGCCUGAGUAAAGUCGUAAAAACGGAUGACGAGGUUUGGGAGGUAACACGUGACAUCGACAAUCCGCUCUCCCCAUGGACCGAACUCUAUCAAAAGGAUUUGAACCUGACAGGAGCUUACAAGCUUGGGAUGCGACCCUCGCUCGGGGAGGUUGAAGAAACGUUCAGGGGAGCUAACCGCGCCGCAAUUAUUAGUUCCACCUUUCUCACAUUUGUACUCGUUGUCCUUGUGCCCGCUGCCAUGCUUGGCGCCAACGUUCUCUCAAUGGAGGGCUUUAAUGGAUGGGUAUGGAUAUCAAAAUUGUGGGCUUUUGCGGCGACCAUUUUCAUUAUCGUGGUUCCCCUGGUCAGCGAGGUGAUGCAGAUACUGCGGGUGUCUCGUGAGAACCGCGUUUCACCCAUAGAGGCGGGCGCCUUUUCGACCGACAGCGAUGGCGGCGGGGACCAUACUGUAUCCGCGGUUGACCUCCAGUCAGUCUUCUGA